This is a messenger RNA of Diuraphis noxia (Russian wheat aphid), 728 nucleotides long. RefSeq names its product Synaptosomal-associated protein 29kDa (gene Snap29). NCBI's taxonomy places the organism in Eukaryota, Metazoa, Arthropoda, Insecta, Hemiptera, Aphididae. Gene Ontology annotation, cellular component: plasma membrane; SNARE complex. The record is from RefSeq and is a predicted model, not a curated record. Gene Ontology annotation, molecular function: SNAP receptor activity; syntaxin binding. Gene Ontology annotation, biological process: synaptic vesicle priming; synaptic vesicle fusion to presynaptic active zone membrane; exocytosis.
ACGGUUCAAGAUAUAUCUUAAACCGUGCUAUACAUUACUCAACAUUACAACUACUAUAAUUGUCUACGAUAAAUGAAUAAAUGAUUUGUACGUCAUCACUCAUCAUAUGACUUUACGGCACAACAAUAUUGUUUAAACCUAUGGCAUUAUGCAAUAUUGCAGUUAAGAAAUAACAAAUUAUAUUUUACUCUACGUACCUACUCUACCCUGAGACACCAUUUUUACUUCUUAAGUGAUUUUUUACAUUUUUUUCUCUUGUCACAUUAAUUAUUAAUAUUAUAGGUACCUAGCUGUAUAAUUUUUUGUAUUUCAUAAUUGUUUUUUGCAAAAUGUCUAAUAACCGAUACGUAAGUAAUUCGACACGAGGGAUAUUCGACGACGAUGACGAUGUAGACGACAAUGAAUUUUUGUCCCGAGUUCGACCCAACGUCGGUUAUAGAAAUGACCUUUUAGGCAAUAAUUUUGGUAAUCAAGAAUUAGAAAAUGCACAUAGACAAAAGCAACAAGUUGUUGAAACAACGAGAGAUGUAGAACAAAAAACUUUACAGUCAACUGAAAGAACAUUGCGCUUACUCAGGGAAUCUGAAAAUAUUGGUACUGCAACAGCUGAAGAAUUGGUCAGACAAAGAGAACAACUGCAAAAUACUGAUAAACGACUUGACGAAAUCAAUUCUAAUUUACGUAUCAGCCAAAAACAUAUACAAGGAAUUAAAGUAAAUAAAUUAUAA